ACUAAUUGUGGUACUAAUUGGGUAAAUCAAUAACUCUUUAUCGGCCACAGAUAAGGUGGACACUGGGCCUAUACAGUAUACAAUUACUAUACAUAUUAUAACAUCGGUAUAGCCGUGGAGAUUACAUUUGAAAAUAUCAUACGUAACGAAAAUUUAUAUAGAUUAUUACUUUAGUAUGUGUACAACUGUCGUCGUAUUUACCACUUAUUUAAAAUGGCUAUCGAUAUUCAAACUGUUCGCACAACUUUCAACGAAAAACUGAAAAAUAUUCUCACGAGCAAACGAGAUGAUAAUAACUCAUUUUUGUCUACUAAAGACUACAAUGAUGUUAUUGAACAAGUUAAAAAAUCAAAAAUGUGUUUAAAAACUGUCGGUGAAGCUAAAACAAUGAAGGACUAUCGUGUAGUACGUAAGUACGAUAUUUUAAAAAUAAAUGGAAAAGAACGUCUUAUUAGACCAGUAGACGAAAAAAAUGUUGUAUUGUAUUACGUUAAGAUUGACGAACUGUUUGAUAUUCUUCACGAAACACAUUCUGCCAUCGGCCACGGAGGACGAAAUCGUAUGAUGACAGAACUGAAAAAUAAAUAUUGCAAUAUAACAAACGAAACAGUUAUGGUUUAUUUAAAAUUAUGUGUUCAAUGUCAGAAAAAAGCAGUGCACCCAAGAAGAGGAUUAGUAUCUAAACCAAUUUUAGAGUCAACUUUCAACUCACGGGCACAAGUUGACCUUAUAGACAUGCAAUCUCAACAUUAUAAUGACUAUCGUUUCAUAAUGAAUUACCAGGAUCAUUUGACUAAGUACGUAAUAUUGAAACCCUUAAAAUCAAAACGCGCUGAAGAAAUCGCUUAUAAUCUUAUCGAUAUUUAUACGUUAUUUGGGGCACCUGCAAUAUUGCAAUCCGAUAACGGGAGAGAAUUCGUUAAUUCGGUGAUUAAUGAACUUCAUAUAAUGUGGAAUGAAGUCAAAAUCGUUCACGGAAAGCCAAGACAUAGUCAAAGUCAGGGGUCAGUUGAACGAGCCAAUAGAGACGUCCAAGAAAUGCUAGCUGCUUGGAUGGGUGAUAAUAAUAGUUCCGAUUGGCCAUCGGCAUUAAGAUUUAUUCAGUUUAAAAAAAAUAGAGCUUUUCAUUCAGGCAUAGGUAGAACGCCAUAUGAAGCGAUGUUUGGCUGCACGGCUAGAAUUGGUUUAAUGUCGUCUAAUCUUCCAAACGAUGAAAUAAAAGAGGUCAUUACGGAAGAAGAUUUAGAAAAAAUAACCAAUGAACCAAUCACCGAAGAAGACGAAAUCGGAAAUGAAAUCAUAGAAAUCGUAGAAAAAAAUUCGGAACUUGGUACUUAA
Messenger RNA from Rhopalosiphum padi (bird cherry-oat aphid), 1338 nucleotides. Its product is annotated as KRAB-A domain-containing protein 2-like. The transcript is spliced from 2 exons. Gene Ontology annotation, molecular function: nucleic acid binding. Gene Ontology annotation, biological process: DNA integration. NCBI's taxonomy places the organism in Eukaryota, Metazoa, Arthropoda, Insecta, Hemiptera, Aphididae. The record is from RefSeq and is a predicted model, not a curated record. The coding region runs from base 214 to 1338 and encodes 374 amino acids.